UCUCAGUCACUAAAUGACUUUGUGGCUUUAGGUAAAUCACUUAACCUUUCUGAGAUGUAGCUUAUUAAUCAAUAAAAUAGAGAUAUUAGCAUAAAGCACCUACAUUUAAAGGCUGUUGCAAAGAUCAAAUGAGAUCAGGUAUUAAAAGCUUUUGCAAACAUAAAAAUGUUAACUCUUAUUAUAUUUCAUUUCAACAUUCUUAAUUUCCCUGUGAUUUACUUGUUAUAGGUUAAUUUCAAGAGAUGAAAUCAUUUUUGGAGGAAAGAAAGUAAUUACUAAAGCAUUUUCCUAAUAGUCGUUAGGUAGGGCACUGCUCACUGCCCCCCACCCCUUACUGCCCCCCCUCAACUUGGUUCUUUAGCUAUAAAAAAAAUUAUAGUACUUACAAUACCCAUUGCAGUUUUCUUAUGAGUUUGAGAACUUUUCAAGCCUUCAGAUGUUGUAACCUAUGACUCUAUUUUCUUAUUAUUUCAGCCAGUGUCCAAUUUAUGAGGUCAGGCUCCCUUUCUGACUAUGGGUCGUCUACUUUCCCCCUCUAGGCAGAGAGAUUUUUCAGUUCUUGCUAACUAAAGACAAAUAUGAAAAGACACUUGGAAACAAAGAUUUCUUGUGACAUUUCUUUGGAGGGUUCCACUUUGGUUAAGUAACCACCCAGGUGGAAAAACUGAGUGUCUAAAGUCAUGAAAUCUUUUCCAGGAAUCAAACGAUCCAUGUAAAUUGUCUUGUUCUAUGGAGAAGUGGUGGUGGUUGGAGUACUGAAUUUGCCAUCAAGAUAUAGGUUCAAAUUCUACAUCAGACGCUUAGUUGAGAAAGUUUUAUGGCCUCUCUGAGUCUCACUUUCUUCAUAGGUAAAAUGGGAAUAAUAAAAAGUACAAUAUUUGCCCCAAAAGAUUCUUGUAAGGUAAUAAAGCACUCUAUUAUUACUAUUCAAUUUUAUAAUUUUAAUUGGCAUAAAGACCCAUAGUAUUGCUGAUUUAGAGUGAAAAUGACUCUUAGGGGACAUCUAUUUCAGAAAUUCUUAACCUAAGGUUUGUAAACAAAUACACACACAUACACAUAUGUAAUACACAUGUACACACAAGUACAUAUAUUUAUAGAUACGUGUGUCUAUGUGUUUAAAUAUACACAUACAUAUAUCACAUUUUCUAUUCCAAUAUAAUCCUAUUACUUUAUUUUAUGAAUUCUUAAGCAUUAUUCAUAGGAGGUCCAUAGAUGUUAGACUGUCAUGUGUGACUAUGUCAUACAAAAACACAAAAAAUGGAUAAGAACUCUUGAUUUAGUCCAAUUUCUCAUUUUACAAAAGAGGUACCACUGAACCUCAGGGGAGGUCAUGGGAUCAUAUAUCUAGAGCUGGAAGAGACCCCAGAAAUCACUUAGUUCAAUAUCCAUUUUACAGUUAAGAAAACUAAGGCACAGGGAGGUCAAGGCCUGCUCAGGGUCACUCAGCUAGUAAAGUAUCUGAUCCAGGAUUUGAAAACCGGUCCUUUGAAUACAUGUUUCCUUCUUGGACUAGAUUAUGUACUCUGAUAUUAUGGACUAUAUCAUAUAUGUCAGAAAACAUAAUCUGACAUAUGUCAGAAGACUUAAUCUGACAUAAUAUGUCAAAAGACAUAAUAAAUCUGUUCCAAUCAAUGGAACUAUCUAGUCUACCUAUUACUAAAGAACUAAAUAAAAAUAGGUAGGUUUUCCUAGAGAGUAUAUUUCCACAGUGAUUAUUUUAUUUUACUUUUCAUCCAAGAUUGUGAUUUCAUUAAUUCCUAGGGCAGAAACUCCAUAUUAGCUUCUAUUUUGCAAUUUAUGGGAAUGAAAAGUUAAAUGACUUGCCCAGGAUCACAUAGAUAGGUUAUAAUAAAACUCUAGCCAAAUCUUCCUAAUGCUAUCUACAAUACUAUACCAUGUUAUUCCUUAUCUUAUUACCUUAUUAAUAAUCCUUAAAUGAAUUAUUGAUACCACCUCCUCAGUUUUCCAUCUAUAAAAAGGGAAUAAAAGUUCAUGUACCACCUUCAUUACUCAAAGGGCUAUGGUGAGGCUCAAGGAUUUUGUAAACCUUAAAAAACAAUAUAUAAAACUCAGCAGUUAUUGUUCUUUCUACUAAGGCAAAAAAAUCCCUCGAGGUCAAUCCAUAAUGUAUGAUCCUUCCUCAUUUUGCAGAAUCUCAAAAUCCUAAUAUUGAAAGCUAGUGUGGUAUCGAUCAAAAGGAAAUUGAAUAGGGAGUUAGAAGACUUAGAUUCACACCCCAACUAUUUCCCUUACUACUCAGAAGACAGAAUUGUAGGGCAGUAUCAAAGAGUUAAAUUUAGGCUUUGUGAAAAGAAAAAUUUCCCAACUUUUAGAGGAAUCUAAAAGGGAAAUAGACUAUAUGCAAAAGUAAUGAGAUCUCUCCCCACUGGCAGUCUUAGAGCAAAGGCUGUAUACUUUAAUGGGGAUUUUUAGUGAUAUAGUUUGUCUAAGUAACCACCAAGAUGCAUUCUGAUUCUUUGUUUCUGUCCACUGAUUCUGAGUUAUGAUGAAGUAGCCACUUCAUAUAUAAAAAUUUAUACAAAAGUAGUAGAUUUCAUCUGAAAAAAACAUAGUUUUUUAAAAAUUAUUCUUGCUCUAUAGAAAAAAUUAGUGUACCUCCUCUAAUUUACAUUCAAAUAGACCAAACAGUAUACUGUAAAAUCUUUCCAACUUUUCACUUGUAAAGUUUUCCUGUGUAAUAUAUCCUGGCUAAUCACCUAUGAUCUUCCCUUUUCCCCUGAAGUAGUCUUGUGUUUUAAAGUUUGUCCUCCUGGCAUAUAUACAAUAUUAUCCGUAUUAGAUGGGGCUUUUUGUUGUUUUUUGGUAGUGACCCAAGUGAUAGAGAAGUAUAAUGGUGGAGUACAAGAAAAAAACAAAAUAGAAGAAAGUGUGGUAUAAUAGAAAGGGUUUGGAAUUGGACAUCCUGGUUUCAAAUCCCACCUUUGCCACUUACAAUAUUGGUUACUUUGGAUAAGUCAUUCUAUCUCUCUGGGUCUAAGUUUCAACACCAAUUUUUAAAAAGUAGGGAGGAGCCCUGAGUCUAAUAUCCUUUGUGCCUUCCAGGUUCAUGGUUCUUAAAAAGAUAACUAUGGAUUUUUCUAGAAGAAACAGAUUAAAUUAUGUUUAUUUUUUUAUAUCUAUAUUAGUUUAUAUGUUAUGUUAUAUAUUAUAUAUUUGUAUAAUAUUAUUGCAUUUUUAAAUAUUAUAUUUAAUUUAUAUUUGACUUAUCUCUAACACAUUAUCUUUCACCCAGAGAUUAUGUGAAUCUAGUCCUAGAAACAUGCAAUAGUGAACAAAUAAAGUAGAUGUGAGUGUCCUUUUCACUCGUUUCCUCAUGGAAAACAAAAGGAAGAAAUUUUUAAGAACAGUUGUUCUUAAAAUGAUAUAAGCCUUGGGGCUAGAAGUGUGUUGUGGAAGUUUGGAGACUCAUGGCAUAAAUUCAAUUUGACAAAAGACCUCUUCUUCUCACCUUAUGCUCUAAACUCCAGAUGUUUCACCUUCUUUUGGGACCAGAUUUUGAGCUUGUGCAAGUCCCAACUAUUUCAGAUGCGGGAACUGAGACCCAAUGUGGUAAAGGGACAUACAGGGCUCGAAGAGGUGGAGUUGGGUUUCCAAUCCGGGUCCUUUGAUUCUAGGACAAAUAGUUUGUUUUUGGUUUUUUUUUUUUUCCAUUGAGCAUGGAACUCUGUUGCCAAAAAAAUACUAAGAAGUAUAGAGAAAUAUAGACUCCAGGUCUUAGAUGAUCUUGGCAGCUACUGAUUGUUUUCUCGGGUGGGAGGAGGAGGGAGGAGCGCAGGAAGUUUCUUCUCCUCCCACUGAAGCCCUGCCUCCCAGGGUUGGACAAGGACUGACAUUAGUUUUCUUUCUCCCUCUUGCUCAGCCCUUCAGCUCCCAAAGCCGACAGUGUUGUGGAAGUUAGGGGUUUGGUUCUUUUUCCUUUUUUUGGUGAAUAUUAGAAGAACUUAGCUAGAAGACAAGGGGGCCCAGCUGGGGAGAGCUAGUCCAGCUGAAGAAUUGGCCGGGUUGGCCGAUCCAGCUGCCCAAGUGCGAAGCUAAGUGCUUGAAAGAGGAUUAUUGCCGCCCUAGAAUAAACAAAAAGUAAAGAAAAAGGAUAUGGAAAGCUAAGCAGUGAUGAAGACAUCGAAAUAAUUGUUGAUCAAAACCAGGGGAAAAGCUCUAGGGCAGCCGAUAAGGCUGUUGCCAUGGUGAUGAAGGAGAUACCGAGGGAGGAGUCUGCUGAAGAAAAGCCCCUCCUUACUAUGACAUCACAGCUGGUGAAUGAACAGCAAGAAAGCAGACCCCUUCUAAGUCCUUCCAUCGAUGACUUUCUCUGUGAGACCAAAGCGGAAGCCAUAGCCAGGCCAGUAACAUCAAAUACAGCAGUAUUAUCAACAGGUUUGGAUCUCUUGGACUUGAGUGACCCUGUGUCACAAACCCAAAACAAAACAAAGAAGCUGGAGGCUACGCCAAAGAGCUCAAGCCACAAGAAGAAGGCUGAUGGUUCUGACCUUAUCAGCACAGAUGCUGAGCAGAGAGGCCAGCCUCUGAGAAUGCCAGAGACCUCCUCGUUAGAUUUAGAUAUUCAAACACAACUGGAUAAAUGGGAUGAAGUUAAGUUUCAUGGAGACAGAAAUAGCAAAAGCCAUGCUAUGGCCGAGAGGAAAUCAACAUCAUCCAGGACUGGAUCAAAAGAACUUUUGUGGUCUUCAGAGAGUAGAUCUCAGCCAGAAUUGACUAGCGGGAAAAGUGCCCUCAAUUCUGAGUCAGCUCCAGAUUUAGACUUAGUGCCUCCAGCACAGGCUCGACUGACCAAAGAACAGCGCUGGGGAAGUGCAUUGCUUUCCAGAAACCACUCCUUAGAAGAAGAAUUUGAAAGGGCAAAAGCAGCAGUGGAGUCAGACACAGAGUUUUGGGACAAGAUGCAAGCAGAAUGGGAAGAAAUGGCUCGAAGAAACUGGAUAUCUGAGAACCAAGAAGCCCAAAAUCAAGUGACAAUUUCAGCUAGUGAAAAGGGGUACUACUUUCACACAGAAAAUCCUUUCAAAGACUGGCCUGGAGCUUUUGAAGAAGGAUUGAAAAGACUGAAAGAAGGGGACUUGCCAGUCACUAUAUUGUUCAUGGAGGCAGCGAUCCUUCAGGACCCUGGGGAUGCUGAGGCCUGGCAGUUUCUGGGUGUAACCCAGGCAGAGAAUGAAAAUGAGCAAGCUGCCAUCGUUGCUCUCCAGAGGUGCUUAGAAUUGCAACCCAACAACCUGAAGGCUCUAAUGGCCUUGGCUGUGAGUUACACUAAUACUGGCCACCAACAAGAUGCUUGCAGUGCUCUGAAGAACUGGAUUAGGCAAAAUCCUAAAUAUAAAUAUUUAGUAAAGAAUAAAAAGGCAUCUCCAGGUCCAACCCGAAGGAUGUCUAAAUCACCAGUUGAUAGUUCGGUCCUAGAAGGAGUUAAGGAGCUGUAUCUGGAGGCCGCCCACCAAAAUGGAGAGAUGAUCGACCCUGACCUGCAGACCGGCCUAGGGGUGCUAUUCCACCUGAGUGGAGAAUUCAGUCGAGCAAUAGAUGCAUUUAAUGCUGCCUUAACAGUUCGGCCAGAGGACUAUUCAUUAUGGAACCGCCUUGGUGCCACAUUGGCUAAUGGAGACCGCAGUGAAGAAGCAGUUGAAGCUUACACCCGAGCUCUAGAAAUCCAGCCUGGCUUCAUCCGCUCCAGAUACAAUUUGGGAAUUAGUUGCAUCAACCUGGGAGCUUACAGGGAGGCAGUCAGCAAUUUCCUCACUGCCCUGAGCUUGCAAAGAAAGAGUAGGAACCAACAACAAGUUCCCCAUCCGGCCAUUUCUGGCAACAUCUGGGCUGCCCUCAGGAUUGCUCUCUCCAUGAUGGACCAGCCAGAGCUAUUUCAGGCAGCUAACCUUGGGGACUUGGAUGUUCUACUAAGAGCUUUUAAUCUGGAUCCAUGAGGAAGAGAUGAUUCUACCGCCUACCCAUGCCACUGGAAAAAUUACUUCUAAUGUCAUGCAAAUUGCAAAAACGAUUUUAUUAUGAAUUCCAAAAGGAGAAGUCAGAUGUUCAAAAGACAUGCAACCCAAGGGAACCCCUCCCAACGCUGCCCAAUUUCCGUCCAAGUUCAAAAGCACAAAACAUUGUACAUAAUGUCAGGUUUGGAUUCAAAACAAGGAUAGAAAGAAAUAAGACCAACUGAGAAGAUGGUGGAUGAAGAAUGGUUCUCACAAACUAAGAGCGUGUCAUUAGACAUAGAUGCCGGAUUUUUGGACAGCCGACCACUUGUCCAAGAAUCUAAACUUUUAGGUCAUCAGACCCACACAGAAGAAAGCACUGCUUCAGGCCAUGGAAUACAGGCUGGGUCUCUUGCUGGGUUUCCCAUAAUCCCUCUUCCUAGGAUACAUCCAGCUUGGACCAACAGGGCAUGUACACUGUGUGGGCUGGCGAUGGGAAAGGCAGGCAGUAUUCUCUGGGAUUGAUUUCUUUUCUGUUUGAUUCCAGAGAGUUGGCUUUGCAGGCAAAAGCAAGCUUUCUGUAUGAUGCUUUUUUUUUCCUUUUCUACUCCUAUCCCAGAUUGAGGUGGGGGCAGGAGGAUGGGAUGGGGGGAGGAGAGUAAAACUGUACAUAUGCACUUUAAUAUCUUAUCAUUUAUGCCUUGCCGGGCUCUUGGGUUGUUUUUCCACUUUUAAACCUGAGAGCAAAGGUUCAGAACACAGCCACGGUUGUUCACUCAGUGGACCAAAUACUCAUUUUUGACAACUAUUCCCAUGGUAUAGGGUUUGACAAAGCGUUUUUCUUAAAGCAGACAUAACAGGCUAAAGGAAUCAGUUCAAGCAUAGACUUUCUUACUGACAUAAUUUCAAAACAUACACAACCUAGAUGUACAGAGCUUUAUUCCUUCAAGUACCUUUGACUGGCCUGGGCAAAGCUCUGGGGAGCAAGGGGGUGGUAUGCUAGUACUGAACUCACAAUUGUUGGGUUGGGGUUUUUUGGAGGGGUGGAGUGAGUAUUGGUUCAGACAUAUGAUUUCAUCACUGUACAAAAUUCCCUGGUGAGGAAUCCCCUGCCACCAGUGCAAAGAAGCAAAUGCUCUGCAUCGUAUAUCCUUAGAUAAUUGCUUAGGAGAUACUUAGAGGUCAAGUGACUGGCUUACAUAGCCAGUAUGAAUCAGACACUGAACUUGAACCCAGGGCUUCCUGACUCCAAGACUGGUUCUCUAUCCAUUAUACCAUGCUGUUUCUAUAACAUCUUAUCUAAAUGAUAUCAUUGAUCUGCUUUGCUUCCCUGCAUAUCAAUGGUCAUUUUAAACUAUUAAUAUUUUAGGCUUGAUAAAUACAUUUUUUCAACUAAAAAUUAAUAGUAUUGGUUUAGUUCCACCUUGCUGGUGCUUUUCCCUGCCCCACACUGUAUUCUGCAGUGGGAUGUGGUGCCAAUUUGCCCACACAGUUCAUAGGCUAUUCCAGCCAAAUCAUUGGAUGAAUAAAGAAUGUUCAUCUCUUGACCUUGGACCUUAUAUUGGCAAGUUGCCCAAGUAUCAAAACUCUUCUUGAUACUUCUCAUUUACUGUGGAGAAGUUUCAUCUAAUUAGUAUAAGCUCUGUGGUCUCAAGAUCCUGGAACAUACUUAGUUCCCUAAAGUCUUGUUGGAUUACUUUAUUGGUUGGUGUUUUUUGUUUUAUUUUAUGAAAAUUCAGAAAUAAUUUGAGAGCAAAUGUUCUGGAACAGCAUAUAUUCAUGUUUCCCACAGUCUUUUUGUCUCUUCCUCUGACCCUGACUUCACACCACCACAAUCCAUCCAAAAAAAAAAAAAAGAAAGAAAGAAAAGGACCACAAAACAAAACCCAAAACUAUGGUAGCUUUUUUCUAAUUAGUUCUGUCAGAUUCGGUUUGUGGUUAUUAAAUCCCACCAAAAGGAGCUACUUAAAACAGGUCAAGAAAUUCACAAUUUGAGGUGUGUGGGAUCAUUUUGUCUAACAGCCUCAUUUUACAUAUGAAGAAACUGAGGUUAAAAGAGAGGAAGAGA
This is a messenger RNA of Antechinus flavipes (yellow-footed antechinus), 8019 nucleotides long. RefSeq names its product peroxisomal biogenesis factor 5 like (gene PEX5L). Lineage: Eukaryota; Metazoa; Chordata; Mammalia; Dasyuromorphia; Dasyuridae. The record is from RefSeq and is a predicted model, not a curated record. Gene Ontology annotation, molecular function: protein binding. Gene Ontology annotation, biological process: protein import into peroxisome matrix, docking. The coding region runs from base 4203 to 5954 and encodes 583 amino acids. Gene Ontology annotation, cellular component: cytosol; peroxisomal membrane. The transcript has 15 exons.